Messenger RNA from Trematosphaeria pertusa, 800 nucleotides. RefSeq lists its product as uncharacterized. The record is from RefSeq and is a predicted model, not a curated record. The coding region runs from base 161 to 655 and encodes 164 amino acids. Lineage: Eukaryota; Fungi; Ascomycota; Dothideomycetes; Pleosporales; Trematosphaeriaceae. The transcript has 2 exons.
GGCACCAGAGGGAGGCAAUACACAAGUCCGGUUAGUCUUCAACCUCGAACGAUUUACUGUGCGCCGGCACGGUUGGAUUCUAGAAAACCGAUUCGCAGUGCCGCACUCCCGGUUUCGCAUGGCCUCGAGAAUCUAGGUCACCUAGAGCGCACAAGUCACCAUGUCUCUAAUGGUUGCAACGUAUUCUCCAAUGACCAAGAUUCUGACAGAGCCCUGCCUGGCUUUGGGAUAUGCGCGUGCUUCUCUAUACCGGCUGCAUACAGGCCGGAAAUUUUCCAUCGAGGCGUUUUCCGGAAGGGUAACUAUCGCAUGGAGGCAACGGCUUGUGGACGCUCCGCGGCGGUCUCAAGGCGGCGCUUUACCAACGCUCGCUGUGGCGCGUGGCACAUUCGACUCGAGGCCUCGACCGGCCGGCUUGGUGAGAAAUGCAGGCACAAGCUGCAGCAUGGCGGUUACGGUGACAGGAGGGCUGCGUCUGCACCUAUCCGCAUGGCUAUUUCGAGCGCCAGACAGACGGGUGAUUGGGGACAGACCUCGUUAUCUGAUACCAGUCCGAGAAAUGCACCCCAUCUGCCUUUUAUCUACGAGGCUGGCGCGGGGGUUUGCGUCUUUGUGGGGAUUGUGGAGACGAGAAGUCGAGGAUGUGAUAGAUUAGAUCCUCCGGCCAUGCAGAUCACACCUCGGCUGGAGAGCCUUGCACCUUCACCUUUGAGGUGAGUGACGUCUGCAACAGUCUUGUCUGCCUACACGCCUGCUGCAAGGGCGCUGCAGUCGUCUUCUCUUCGCCUUCGCGGCAGAGC